This is a messenger RNA of Lactuca virosa, 1610 nucleotides long. NCBI's taxonomy places the organism in Eukaryota, Viridiplantae, Streptophyta, Magnoliopsida, Asterales, Asteraceae. The record is from the annotation of a GenBank genome assembly.
GGUUACGACAGACAGCCCGCGUCCCCGCUUUUCAAUUCCCGCUCUCCCAAUCGCAAAAAUACCAUGGUCGGCGAUUCAUCGACCUCCGUCCGACUUCCGGCACUCCUCCUCCUACUCACUUUCUUGAACUCUGCCUGUUUCGUUGUUUCAGGAGAGUUUCCUUCUCUAAUUGUUUCAGAGUAUGCUUCAUUACAAAUAUCCCCAAAAUUGGCAGUGGAAAACUCACCAGGUUCAAGACCUGGAUCCCAAGUGGUCUGUGAAAGAGUAGAAAUUAAAGGCUUGUCAAGGUUCAGAAACCUCACAAGUUUCUUCUCUUCAGUGAAGGUGAAGGCUAUAAUCGUAAAUUCCACUGGUCGCCCUCCAAACGUUACCAUCUGUUUCCACAGGAAUGCAUCUCUUGCAGUGGGGAUGUGUCAUGAAGGUCAAUGGGAGAAACUUACCAAAGGGUCAUGGAUUAAAUCCAUGUCCCCAUUUGAUCACAAGCUUUUGGAUAUACGAAUAGUGGGCCCUCCUGAAGGAACUAUUGAGAUCUUACUGAACAAAGAAUUUUAUUCCUACAGAAUUGUAUUUCUGGUGUUUGGAAUAACACUGAUGACAUUUGCAUCCUCUUUGAGCAACUCUUUAGUAGUCUACUAUGGUGGUGCAAUGACAUUAGGGGUUCUGCUUGUUGUGUUGGUGAUCCUCUUUCAGGGAAUGAGGAUCCUUCCAAGUGGUCGAAAGAGUUCACUUGCAUUAGUUCUAUAUGGAUCCAUUGUUGGAGUCGGAUCCUUUCUGUUUAGCUACUUACCUACAUUAUUCAACUCACUACUCAUGGAAAUGGGAAUCAGUGAAGAUGUAUACAGUCCUAUAGCAGUAUUCCUACUAGCUUUCAUUGUUCUUUUGGGAGCAUGGUUAGGGUUUUGGGCUGUUCGUAAGCUUGUCUUUACAGAAGAUGGAUCAAUUGAUACGGGUGUGGCCCACUUUGUUUCAUGGUCCUUCCGGAUUUUAGCAUCCAGUAUGAUUCUUCAGAGUUCAGUUGAUCCUUUAUUAGCAGUUGCAGCAUGGGUUUGUGGAAUACUUGUUCCAUCAGCUUUUAAGUGGUUCCUUAAAGUGUUGUUCGAAACAAACAAGGUGAAGAAGCAUAGAGGAUCUUACAAGAAGGUUUCUAAUGAAGAGGAUCAUGGAAUCAUCCAUAAGUUAGAGGACAAAAACACGUUCUAUUCGAGCUUUCAUGACACGCGUGAAAGAAGACAAUACUCGAAGGAAGAAUGGGAUGAAUUUACUAAAAUGUCCACGAAGAAAGCACUUGAAAGUCUUGUGUGUUCACCAGAUUUUAACAGAUGGGCUGUUGCUCAUGCGGAUAGAAUCACUUUACGUCCGAAGAACAACACCAGUCAGAGGCGACAAAGUUGGUUCCCAUGGUCUUGAUCAUCAUCUAGAUCUGGUUAUGAAAAUGCUAACUGUUUUGUUGUAACAAAUUGUUACCAUGAUUACAUUAUGGAUAAAUUGUUGUAUCACUGUGAUUCAUUAGGAGCUUCUAAUUUAACUUGUGUAGUUGGGUUUGAUUCAAGAUUCAUAUACAUAAUAUCUGAAUCUUCUAACUUGGGUAAUUAUUAUUAUUUUUUCGGUAA